AUGUCGCCUCCACGCAUUGUAUCGACCAUCGCCCUGAUCCAGCAGCUGUGGAGGCAGGCAGAACUACCAGUCAACGUCUUGGAAAACACUUUGCGUCGGGGCAAUUUGGUACUCGUUAAAGAACCGUCGGAUCAGGGACAAGCGAUUCAAUCGUCGUUUCAUCUGACGGCUGUUGCUCAGGCGUGCUGUGCAGCAAUCGCACUUGCGGAGAGAUUGAGAUGUGCGCUGGUUCGACUCGAAAAGUCGAGUGGCAGUGCAGGAGAGUUGCAAAGCUUGGCGUUGGAUCGCGUACAGGUAGAUGCGAGUCACGCUUUGGCUGAGUACAAAGGCUGGACCAAGAUCCACCUCGGAGGUUCGAACAAGAGGAAGCAAGAGAUGCUCAAGGAGGCCAUCGAGUCCGAUAGCGAGGACGCGAAACGAGUACUCGGGAUCGACCCGAACGCGGUGGCAGAUUGGGAUGCCCUCGCUGGCCUUUACCGUUGCAGACCUUCUUCGAGCCGAGGCGUACCGGCCGUGGUUCGCAUUCAUACGAACUUUCCACAUCACAAACUUGGCAUCCUUCAACUGCUCAAUCUCGCUCCUUCCACAGCAAGAUGGAACGAUGUCGGCAUCCACGAGACGAUCUUCUCACGAGUCUCAAAGCAGGAUCUUCAGAGAGAGCUGGACCAGUGGGACGCGUUCGAAUUCGAAGCUGCUGCGCAGAAGCGCGGGCUGUGCGUGACUGUUUAUCGAAGCAGGGCGGAAUGGGAGGCGUCAGAGAUGGGUGCAGCUCUGAAAACGUGGAUGGGAGAAAACGUCGACGAUAGUGCGUUUCGCAUCUCGAGGAUCGCUUCCGCCUCAAAUUCAAGUCUAAAGCCACGAGAGCCCAACGAGAGGCUCAGAAUUAUCGACAUGUCGAGAGUCAUUGCAGGACCGAUUGCCGCUCGGAUUCUCGCAGCGUACGGCUCAGAUGUGCUACUGCUCAGCUCUGAGAAGCUGCCGAACCUGCCACUGCGAGAACUGGAUACGGCGAGGGGCAAAAGGACGGCCUUUGUCGAAUUGCCCAAAGUCAACGACGCUGCGGAGCUGCGGAAAAAGAUGAAGGAUCUAAUUGAGGUAGCGGACGUAGUUUCCCAAGCAUACCGACCACAAGGUUUAGCAGAGCGGGGGUUGAGUGCUGAAGCGGCUCAAAGGAUUCGACCGGGAAUCGUGUACGCCGAGUUGUGUGCGUUUGGCUUCACAGGACCGUGGAAGGACAGGAGAGCGUACGACUCGUUGACGCAGACUGCCACUGGUAUCAACUACCUCGAAGGUCUCAGCUAUCAACAGCAUCACAGCGGAGGGGUGGACGGGGUCCAGGUGGAACCGAAAGCGCUACCCGUGCAGGCGCUGGACUAUGCAGCUGGAUCCUUGAUGUGCUUCGCUAUUCUGGCAUGCCAGUGUCGAGCCCUACUGGAGCGUCUCGGUGGCAGCAAAGAUGGGAGAGCUGAAGAGGACGGCUGGAAAGUGCAGAUCAGCCUCGCAAGCACAGCAGAGUGGAUUCAUAGCUUGGGUCAGAUUCACGGAGAUGACGCUUGGACGAAACCUCCUCAAGAGAUCAUUCCAAGUGAUGUGGACAAGCUGGCCGAUAUGACGAGCAGCUACCAGGUACGCGGUCUCGCAGAUGGCGAUGACAGCGAAAGGCGAGAUGUGAGGGUGCUCGCUGUUCGGCACGCAUCUAUCCCCGCCGAAGGCGAGGCACACGAGUCAGAGGACAGCGGUUUCAGGUGGACGGUGCCGGCCCAUCUCGGCGUAGACAAGUUGAAAUGGACGUAG
This is a messenger RNA of Pseudozyma hubeiensis SY62, 1794 nucleotides long. RefSeq lists its product as hypothetical. Gene Ontology annotation, molecular function: catalytic activity. Bases 1 to 1794 code for a protein of 597 amino acids. The record is from RefSeq and is a predicted model, not a curated record. Lineage: Eukaryota; Fungi; Basidiomycota; Ustilaginomycetes; Ustilaginales; Ustilaginaceae. The transcript has a single exon.